GAUUACGUCACGCUUCUUUUUUUUACCAACAUGUGUCUGUUUUGCUAGCUAGCUAGMUAGUAGUCGACGCGUUACAAUUUUGUUCCCUGUUGUAUUUUGUUUAAAAUAUUACAAUCAAAAUGCAGAUCUGCAAUGUGUGCAGUGGAGAGACACCCAAAUACCGGUGUCCGGCCUGUAGAAUCAGAUACUGCUCUCUCAGUUGUUACAAGACCCACAAGGCCAAUGAUACCUGCCAGCCCCUAAAACAGUCAGUGCCUCCUCCUGAUCAAGACCUAAAUGGAGCAUACAGCAAUGAGGAUCCCUGGACCGUUGAAGAUCUCCUUGAUGAUGACCAUACAGAUAGAGUACCACUUCAGAGGCUACGACUAUUAGGCAAGUCGGAGGAGCUGYGAGAGCUGCUCCGAAACCCCCAUCUCCGUCAGCUGAUGUGCUCUUUGGACGCGGCCGACAGCAAAGCAGACGCCAUUAAGACCGCAAUGCAAGAGCCUCUGUUUGUUGAGCUAUCAGAUCAAUGCUUGCAGAUUGUUGAGAAAAACUAUUAAAAUGUACUUGCAGACAAGAGUUGAGCAGAAUA
Molecule: messenger RNA, 574 nt
Organism: Salvelinus sp. IW2-2015
Lineage: Eukaryota; Metazoa; Chordata; Actinopteri; Salmoniformes; Salmonidae
Gene: znhit3
Product: zinc finger, HIT-type containing 3
Biological process (GO): snoRNA localization; maturation of LSU-rRNA from tricistronic rRNA transcript (SSU-rRNA, 5.8S rRNA, LSU-rRNA); box C/D snoRNP assembly
Cellular component (GO): nucleus; pre-snoRNP complex
Molecular function (GO): protein binding
Source: RefSeq, a predicted model, not a curated record